Molecule: messenger RNA, 509 nt
Organism: Staurois parvus
Lineage: Eukaryota; Metazoa; Chordata; Amphibia; Anura; Ranidae
Source: the annotation of a GenBank genome assembly
AGGGGGCCCCAUUAUCUUACCGCCCGGGGGUCCCAUGAGUUGUCAGUCCGCCCCUAAUGUCAUAUGACGUCCUCUCAUUCUCACCGCGCAUGCGCGGCUCAGAGAGCGCACAGCUCGGCGUUCAGCGGUGCACUGUUUCCCUCGGACACAGCGGAUCACCGAUCCAUGGAAAGAGCCGAAGAUGUUGGCUCGGUCAUGUGAUCAGCUGUGUCCAAUCACAGCUGAUCACUGAUGAUCAGUGUGCCCUGAUGAUCAGUGUAGUCCCAGCAGUGCCACCUGUCAGUGUCCAUCAGUGCCAGCUAUCAGUGCACAUCAAUGCCACAUAUCUGUGCCCAUCUGAGCUGCCUUUCAGUGUCACCCAUCAGUGCCAGUCAGUGUCACCUAUCAAUGCCAAUCAGUGCGACCUAACAGUGCCAUAUAUCAGUGCUGCCUUUCAGUGCCCAUCAGUGAUGCCUGUCAAUGCCCAUCAGUGCCACCUAUCAGUGCCUCCUCAUCAGUGCCCAUCACUA